Acytostelium subglobosum LB1 is the source of this 255-nucleotide messenger RNA. RefSeq lists its product as hypothetical. Gene Ontology annotation, biological process: translation; ribosomal small subunit assembly. The record is from RefSeq and is a predicted model, not a curated record. Gene Ontology annotation, cellular component: cytosolic small ribosomal subunit; ribosome. The transcript has 2 exons. Lineage: Eukaryota; Evosea; Eumycetozoa; Acytosteliales; Acytosteliaceae. Gene Ontology annotation, molecular function: structural constituent of ribosome; RNA binding. The annotation marks the transcript as partial.
AUGGCUAGAGAACGUGGUGAUUUGCUUUUCCCAAGCAUCGAAUCAGAGAAGAGAAAGCACAAGUUGAAGAGAUUGGUUCAAUCUCCAAACUCCUCUUUCGUCGACAUCAACUGCCAAGGCUGUCACUCGAUUACUACUGUUUUCUCACAUGCUCAGACUGUUGUGCUCUGCUCCUCAUGCUCCACCGUCAUUGCCCAGCCAACCGGAGGUCGUGCUCGUAUCACCCCAGGUUGCAGAUUGAGACACAAGGGAGAA